Durusdinium trenchii is the source of this 2271-nucleotide messenger RNA. Lineage: Eukaryota; Dinophyceae; Suessiales; Symbiodiniaceae. The record is from the annotation of a GenBank genome assembly.
AUGGCGGCGCAGGCGGCACAGCGGCUGCACAGCGGCUCCGGGGCGGCCGAGGUGGCGGAGGCUUUGGAGGAGGAGAUCAAGUCCUGGCGAAGACAUCCGGGCUUCGCGACCGCCGUGCUGAAGCGGCUGGGAUCCGGGGCGAACGUGGAGGUGCUGGGCCAUGUCUUAAGCUUGAUGCAGCAGAAACGCGUGGAGCUGAACGUGAUCCACUGCAACACGGCCAUCAAGGCGUGUUGCUCCGGAGCCUGGCUACAAGCGCUGAACUUCCUGGAGCAGAUGCUCCAGAUGCGACUGAAGCCGGAUGUCUUCACCUACAGCUCUGUGAUGACUGCGUGCUUAAAGGAGAUGAAUUGGCACGCAGCGCUGCAGAUCUUCCAUAAUUGUAAGUUGUUCUUGAGGCCUGAUUUGGCUUUGAGCAACUGUGGGCUCCAUGCUUUGAACCUGGCGGGUCAAUGGGAGGCGGCUAAGCACUUGCUUUGGCAACUGCCACAGUUGGAGUUGAGGGCAGAUGUAAUCAGCUUCGGGCCUGCGAUUGCAGACGUGGGCUGGAAGCAGUCGGCGCUAAUGCUGGAGACGAUGGAGGCCUCCGCGAUAGAACCGGACCGGAAGAUCUUCAGCAGCUUCGCGGUGACCGGCGAGUCCGAGGACAUCUGGCAGCGGUCCAUGGGGUUGCUGGACUUGAUGCGGCAACGAGAUUUGGAGGCAGAUGUCAUCAACCACAGCUCUGCCUUGGCUCCUCUGGCGGAGCAGCUCCAUUGGCAAAUGGCACUCGCCUUCGCUGCUCAAAGCGAUGGACACCAUGGCGCCCUGAGCCUGUGCAAUGCAGUGCUGCGGGCGGUGCGGGGUGAGUGGAGAAUGGCUGUGGCAGAGAUCAACGGGCUCGUCAUGAAGGGCUUGGAACCGGAUGAGGUGAGCCGAAACACGCUGCUGGCAGCAGUGGGAUCCGCAGAGAGAUGGCAGACGGCAAUGCAACUGAGUCUCCUGAAUGCUCGGACACCUUGGAGGUCAGUGGUGAGUCUGUGGGAGCAUCACCGGUGGCAAGGCUUGGAAGUCCAGGCUGCAGCGAGCCUCGCAAUGCGUGGUUCGCCCUGGGAACAACAGCUGUCAUCCCUGGAAGUCCUAUCGAGGUCCUCGAGCGACGACCAAGCCAUGCUCAGUUCGUGCUUGAACUCCUGCGAAGCAGCCAGCGACUGGCAAGUGGCUUUAGCACUCCUAGGCUCCAUGAGCGUAGAGGAUUUCGAUGAAGUGAGCUUUGGUGCGGCCAUCAGCGCCUGUGCCAAGGGCGCUCAGUGGCUGGCAGCCUUGGAGCUGCUGCAGGAGGCCUCCCAGUCUCGUUUCGCCAGUGACAUCGCCCGCAACGCCGCCAGCAGCGCCUGUGAACGAGGCAGCCAGUGGCAGUUCUGCGUCUUCUUCUUGGAUGGAACCUCCCCUGAUCUCAUCAGCUACAACGUGGCCCUAUCAGCCACGCAGAAGGCCAGCUAUUGGAAACUGCCCUGCUUUCUACUGGAAGAGAUGGGCGAGGAGACCGACGAGAUUUCUCGAGACACCGUGAUCUUCGCCUGCGCUUUCCAGUGGCGCCACGCGCUGGAGAUCUCCGCCGUGUUUAAACGGAAGUUCUUCCUCCCAGAGAGCCCGGUGCUGCUGGGGUCUGGUGCCCUGAGCGGCGCUCAGCUGAACCGGCUGGCGGAGGAGGUUGAAGCAGCUUUGCUGGGUGAGCUGAGGUCCAUGAUGUUUCGUCGAUUGGUCGAUUGCGAGGAGAAUCAGUGGGUGAAAAUGGGAGCUCAUCACACUUUGGAGAUUGAGCUGAAUAACAAGCUGACCCUCGGCAAGGAUCGAUGGGAUGCCAUGCACCUCCAAGAGCUGGAUGAAGCCACAGAUGUUCACAAGACCUCUGAGGUGGCAGUGUUGUUAAUGGAGGCUGGACUUGCCAACUUUCAUCUCCUCACAGCCGUCCUGGCGAAGGACGUGCACCGCGUCAGCGUGGCGUUGCCCAAGAAGCGGGCCACCACCACCAACUACGACAAGGCCUUGGUGCGCUUCUUUGAGCAGGUCUACCAGGGUAUCAAGGACCAUGUGAACCUUGACCUGGUGAAGUGUGUCUUGCUUGCUGGCCCGGGCUUUGUGAAGGACGACUUCUUAGCCUGGAUGAUCCAGAGGGCCACCCAAUCGGGGUGCGGAUGCUUGAAGGAAGGGGUGCAGCUGAAAGACGACGCGAGAGGCACCAGAAAAAAAUCGGAAAACACUCUGGCCAGUUCCCUCAUCAUGCCGUAA